Molecule: messenger RNA, 1125 nt
Organism: Ogataea philodendri
Lineage: Eukaryota; Fungi; Ascomycota; Pichiomycetes; Pichiales; Pichiaceae
Exons: 1
Coding region: 1-1125 (374 amino acids)
Source: RefSeq, a predicted model, not a curated record
AUGAGUGUGGCUUCCGAAACAAACGACGAGCGCGUGUUGGCGCGCAUAAAAUCAUACAACGGCGGCAAGCCGUCGCAAGAGUCCGACGUGGUGCUUGUGAAUGGGAAACCCAUCAUGUGCCGUCGAUGCAAGCGCAAGAGACUCAAGUCUGAGGCGCCCGAGCACCUUCAAUUCAAGACGUGCAACCCGUGUCGGGUGAUUGAGAGAGCACAGAAAAGGCGGGGGACCAAAACCCCGGUGUACAAGAGCAAGGACGACUUCGAGACCUUGAGACAAAUAAAGCCUCUUUCUCGCGACCAAGAGGACGAUUCGGAUGCAAGACAGGACACGCCCAACCAGUCGGAGUCGGUUGCAGAGUCGAAUUCCGGUAAGUCGUCGCCUGGAGCCGCGCAGGGAUCUGAGAUCGAGCCGGAAUUACAAACACAGUCGAAUCUGUCAGAACGAUCGGUUUCAGUCGCAUCGAACGCACAGAUGGGCAGUUUCAAGGCACUCCCAAAUACCAAGUCCGAGCUACAACAACACCUCUACUACAACUGUCAGAUCGACCAGAAGUACCAGAUCGGACAACAGGACUUGCAUCGACCGGAGUCCAUAUGUAUACACUGUGGAGGAGACACCCAAGGAUACGCAGAUCUGUGUUAUUCGUGUGAAAAUAGAGACUCUGUGAUCAAGUCGUUUGACUAUUAUUUGCUCGUGUUGCAGCUGAAUAGCGAACAGGAGCUGUGCAACAUUGUUUUCUCCACGAUUCUUCCGCAAAACCAGCUUUUCUCUACCACCCCGACCGAGGAAAAGUCGGCCGCCUCGAUGCUUCUUCGACUCUACGAAAAAUACAUUCUCCCCAUCAGCAAAGCCACAGGAUACGAUUUCAUAUAUCAGACCGAGUCCGAGUUCCCGCAAAAGUACAAAGACCCGGACCGGUUGGUUGUGAGAGAGACGCUCAAGUGCGUCAACGAGAUCGACCUGCUGUUCCAUAACGACGAUAUCGACUCGGAGCUCAUGGCCCUGCAGUCCACGUCUCCAGACCAACCCGCUUCGAAAACCCCGUGCCACUCGCACCUGUUUCUCUCAUACAACGGCCAUACUGGUAGAUUGGUGAUUAGCUUCACCCAUCAGCCUCACAAAUAA